AUGUGUAUAGAUUACCGGCAAUUGAAUAAGGUAACAAUUAAGAAUAAGUAUCCACUGCCGAAGAUUGAUGAUUUGUUCGACCAGCUUCAGGGUGCCAGGGUAUUUUCCAAGAUUGACUUGAGAUCUGGCUACCACCAGUUGAGGAUUAGGGCAUCCGAUGUCCCUAAGACAGCUUUCCGUACUCGGUACGGGCAUUACGAGUUCUUGGUCAUGUCGUUUGGGUUGACCAAUGCCCCAGCAGCAUUCAUGGAGUUGAUGAACCGAGUGUUCAGGCCAUAUUUGGACAUGUUCGUGAUAGUCUUUAUUGAUGAUAUUUUGGUGUACUCCCGCAGCCAGGAGGAGCACGAGCAGCACCUUAGAGUGGUUCUUCAAACUCUGAGGGACAGUCAGUUAUAUGCCAAGUUCUCCAAGUGUGAGUUCUGGCUGAGUUCAGUAGCAUUUCUGGGUCACGUCCAGGUAUUGAGCAGCAGCUGCAGCAGCAGCUUAGCACGGGGGCGAACCUUCAGUCCAGAGAGACCCAAGGCCGUUGCAAAAGAGUACAAAUAUGGCUUGUAUAUUACCAAUUUACUUUUGGCACACCUAUUAAGGAAGUACUAA
This is a messenger RNA of Nicotiana attenuata, 597 nucleotides long. Its product is annotated as RNA-directed DNA polymerase homolog. Bases 1 to 597 code for a protein of 198 amino acids. The record is from RefSeq and is a predicted model, not a curated record. The transcript is spliced from 3 exons. Lineage: Eukaryota; Viridiplantae; Streptophyta; Magnoliopsida; Solanales; Solanaceae.